Panicum virgatum (switchgrass) is the source of this 1322-nucleotide messenger RNA. Its product is annotated as 50S ribosomal protein L15-like. The transcript is spliced from 4 exons. Bases 41 to 907 code for a protein of 288 amino acids. Gene Ontology annotation, biological process: translation. The record is from RefSeq and is a predicted model, not a curated record. Gene Ontology annotation, molecular function: structural constituent of ribosome. Lineage: Eukaryota; Viridiplantae; Streptophyta; Magnoliopsida; Poales; Poaceae. Gene Ontology annotation, cellular component: mitochondrial large ribosomal subunit.
CCCCGGCCCACCCGAGCGAACCGGCGAGGAACCACCAGCCAUGUGGCGCCGCGCCUCCCAGCUCCUCCUCCUCCGCACCGGCGCCGCCGCCGCCCGGCGCCUCCCGCUUCCGCCCCCACCCCGGUCGCUCCCCCUCGCGCCCACAUGGGUAGCCUCCUACGCCACCCAGUCCGCGGCGGCGCCGGCGCCGGCGCCGGCGCGGAGGCCGCUGCGGACGGUGGGAUCCCUGCUGCGGCUGAACGACCUCCGUGACAACCCGGGCGCGCGGAAGCAGAAGACGCGCAAGGGGCGCGGGAUCGGCUCCGGGAAGGGCAAGACCGCCGGCCGCGGGCACAAGGGACAGAAGGCGCGCGGCACCGCCAGGUUCGGCUUCGAGGGCGGCCAGACCCCGCUCCGCCGCCGCCUGCCCCGGCGUGGCUUCAAGAACCGCUUCUCCCUCACAUUCCAGCCCUGUGGACUGGGGAAAAUUGCAAAGCUCAUCAAUGCUGGAAAAAUUGAUUCCUCUGAACUGAUCACAAUGAAGACACUGAAGGAAACAGGUGCCAUUGGGAAGCAAAUAAAGGACGGAAUUCGCUUAAUGGGUCGUGGAGCAGAAGAAAUCAAAUGGCCAAUUCACCUUGAGGUAUCAAGGACAACAGCAAGAGCAAAAGCUGCCGUGGAAGCAGCUGGUGGGACAGUAAGGCUGGUGUACUACAACAAGCUUGGAUUCCGAGCACUCCUGAAACCGGAGUGGUUUGAGAAGAAAGGCCGUCUGCUACCAAAAGCAGCACGGCCUCCGCCCAAGCAACGAGAUAAGGUGGAUAGCAUUGGCCGCCUACCCGCACCGACAAAGCCACUCCCCUUCACACCAGAGGAGCUGGAGUUUGCAGCAAAGCGUGACGCUUCUCGUUUGAGUGUGACUGCAUAAGAAUUUCCCUUUUUUUUCAAGUGUGACUGCAUGCAUAAGGUCGAGCAUGGUGGAGGCACCUUUUUUUUUCAUUCUACACACCAAACAAGGUAGGCCCCCUCUGAAUGUGUACCACAUUAGUUGGGGCAGGGAAGGGCAUGUAAGAAUGGAAUGUUAUAUCUUGAAGGUCUCAUUCCUCGUGGAGUUGGAUCCCCUGUCCACAGAUUCAUGAUUUAGUUUGUUCUGGGUAGAGCUAGGGUGAGGGGCAUGCCCUCCGCUGUGCAUGCGCCCUUCGCCUUGUGGCCUGACGUUUGUGGUGCUGGGAUCCUGAUAGUUGCAUCUGGUGCCUCAAGAUAGUGCCAGGCACCAUCGAGUAGGCUUGUUCAACCAUUAAUCACUGAACCCAUUGAAAUAAAAAGACGAAUAAUGUUUUAUA